AUGAAGCUCUUCGCCACCCUUUGUCUGUUGGUCGGUGGUGUGGAUUCUCAGCUGUACUCGUAUCAGAGUUCCGUGUCCGCACUUUUGGACAUUGGCUUGCAAAUCGAAAAGGUCAACGCGGCGUUGGGGAGUUCUGCAAAUUACACAAAUGCCACUUUGGAGUAUGAAUCCACCGUCGGUUCGGGAUUGUCCCUGCGGUACAUCUUGAACUGUGGGCAGCCUCAGCUACCUGCUUGCACCACUGAGCCUUUUUCAACCCAUGUGUCACAUUGGUUCUCCCAGGACUACAUGCAUUCAUUCGUCGGUCCAAUCCUGUCUGAUGCCACAGCGCACAGUUGGACGCUGGACGACGACGCGCGCAAGGAGCUCAUCAUGAAAAGCAUGGUCCUCGAAGGUGUACUGAUGGCUGUACAAGCCAGAGUGCAAGCCAGUGCGGACACGUGCUCAAACACACAAACAUCUCUCCGGUUCUUGGAUGAGGCAUGGGCGCUCUAUUCCGGCUCUCUUUCAGAUGGCCCAAUUCGUUUGGCUGAGAAGCGCGCGCCUCAGUUUCUCACAGAGGCCGCCAUCCAUGAGGACCAUUCAGCUGGCCAGAGCCGCGUCAAUGUGCGUCUCCUGGAGACUUUCAAGAUGAUGCAAAGUCUUGUUCAGAGUGGAGACUGUUCAUCUUUGAGUGGCACGAACACCCCGGCAAGUCGCAUCAUCUCCUUGACCCGCGUGCCUGUCAUUCAAGGGAUGUUGCGUGAGGCUUUCGAAUCCGACCCCGGCAGGAGAAAUGUUACGGGUGGAGCCGAUGGGUUUAUCGAGGUUGUCGAAGGCUGGGCCUUCACCAGGGCCGUUCUGCCAGCGAUCGAUGCGUGCAAUGCUUCCGUGGCCCAGACACUGGAACGCAACCUUGGCAACAUCGGUCUGGGGCCUGCAGGGGCACACGUGCCCGAUGGCUUUGAUGUUGUACUGGAGGCUGUGGAAUCCACGUAUUCUUGUUUGGGCAUCCGAUGUGAUGAUGUCAAUGCCAUGGCGGAUCCUUGGCGGACCGGGCAAACUUUGUGGGAACCUUGUACCGACCCAACAACAACCACCACCACCCAGGUGAUGGAGACCAGCGGCUCAGCUCUUCUGUUGCCCAUGCUUUCCGUGCCUCUGCUCGCGCUUUUGCAAGCGUAG
This is a messenger RNA of Symbiodinium natans, 1164 nucleotides long. The record is from the annotation of a GenBank genome assembly. NCBI's taxonomy places the organism in Eukaryota, Dinophyceae, Suessiales, Symbiodiniaceae.